Molecule: messenger RNA, 1932 nt
Organism: Mya arenaria
Lineage: Eukaryota; Metazoa; Mollusca; Bivalvia; Myida; Myidae
Exons: 11
Coding region: 197-1648 (483 amino acids)
Source: RefSeq, a predicted model, not a curated record
UAAUAUAUAUGGGUGUUAUUCAUGAGCUUAUACACAUGUACACGAAUGUAUUCCGACCAAUUAGCAAGUUACAUAAUUAAACAUUGCAAUUUAUUGUAGAGCCUGCGUUUAAAACUAACACAACAAGUUAAAAUAUUUUUUCCUAUACUAGAAAACUGGUAUAAAAUAGCUCGUCGGAAAUACUUAUUAUACAACCAUGGUGAAGAAGCGGUUGAUAGAAGUGGUUACAAUCAGCGUCGAUGACAAGCUUGAUCAGAACGGAGCUUUGAGAAACGUCGCUGUGAAGGACGCAUGGCAAAGACUCAGGCAAAAAAUCGACGUGGAGGAAUGGAAAGCGGCGGAGAAAGUCUUAAAUGAGCUCACAAUGAACCUGCAGAAGAUCAACAUGUACAAGUCAGUCUCGGGCGCAUGUGGCAAGCUAAGGAACGCUUUGCAGAACCCGGAGCAGCUGGUUGACGAAGCCGAGUUCCUGAGCGCCACUCCAACUCCCCGGGACAGAGGGGACAGCCCGCAAGCACUUCAGGCUGCAAGUGAUUUAAAGAAGACCAAAGACGAACUGUCCCAGUUCUGUUCUUGUUUAGAGAAGAUCAAGGCUAGUCUGGAGAAAGACAACCAAUUACAAGACAAGAUUGAGCCUCCGCCAGGUGUCGCCCCUGACAUUGCAGGGAGUUACAAAGCACUGGCUUUCAUAUGUGACAGAUGUCAAAGGGGCCUAAGGGAAAUUGACCAUCUGAAAAAAAGAGUAGACAACUGUGAGGCAAGAAGUAAAGAACUAGAGAAACAUAUUGACGAGAAAGAGGAGGCCAUUGACAAACUGACAAAAACUGUGAAUACCCUUGAGAAAAAGCAUAGCACUGUCAAAGAAGGCAAGAUCGACAACAUAAAGGAACAAAUGAAAAUGAAGAGUCUAGAGAAGCAAGUUGAAGCUAAGGUCGCUGAAGUGAACAAGAUAAGAGCGGAAAAUGCAAAUCUUAAUAAGAGGUUAAACGAAAUCAAAGAGCAGAUGGGUUCCGAGCUAGCAGAUAUGUACAAUACCCAUCCCCCAGCUAGAAUUGCUGACCUGUAUAGAGAGCUGUUCGCAGGCGGCAGGAAUGACGCCUUCCAAUUUUACAAGACGUCUAUGAGCCUUACUGCCAAAGAUGCCGCCGUGAAAACAAUGGCUGUUUUGCAAGACGCAUUUUCAUUCUGUGAAGAAGCAAGUAAACUUCAAUUUGGACUGGUGUUAAACAGUUUGAUUACUCCUACUGAGAGUUUCGAUGGAAAACAGCCUCCCCACAAGGUGGAUGACAAUGAUAUGAGCCAGAUCCAGAAUGUUCGGAAACAGACCAGUCGCCUAUCAUGCGAACAUGUUAAAAACGCAUUUGUCACAAAGCUGGAAUCAUCAGGUGACACAUACAGUAUGGACGAACUGACGGGUUGCAUGGCGUUCAUAGAGCAGUGUGUGGAGCUGUGCUGGUACAUGUGCAUGCAGACACCUCCACUCUUUAUAGGAUUCUCCGACAACAUGAAGCAGGAUAUCGCAGUGGAUAAAACCAAGUAUGAAAUAGCGUCUGGGAAAGGGGCCAAGGUGGACUUUGUACUGUGGCCGCCACUUUAUGGACAAAAGGAUGGAGAUGUUAUCAGCAAGGGUGUUAUUCAAACAAAGUAGAAGUUGUGUUAUCUAUUAAAUAUGGUGUGCAUAGAACUGGGAUGGAAAUUUUAUGCGAUGUAUUCAUGUAAGGUGUGCGCUUUCUUGGAUUUUACCAGAAUCGAAGAUGUAUUAUAGAAGACGUCAGAGAUAUACUAACGAUUUAAGAUUCCAAUACACUCAAGUCCACUUUCAUGUCACCUGAAUCUUGUAAUUGUUCUAUGAUUUAUAUUAUAAUGCUAUGUGAAAACAUUACGCGAUGUAGUUUUAAAAUACUAUGCUACAAUGUUUUACCUUUUUAGACA